Sciurus carolinensis (gray squirrel) is the source of this 1230-nucleotide messenger RNA. RefSeq names its product enoyl-CoA hydratase 1 (gene Ech1). Bases 86 to 1060 code for a protein of 324 amino acids. NCBI's taxonomy places the organism in Eukaryota, Metazoa, Chordata, Mammalia, Rodentia, Sciuridae. The transcript is spliced from 10 exons. Gene Ontology annotation, molecular function: delta(3,5)-delta(2,4)-dienoyl-CoA isomerase activity. Gene Ontology annotation, cellular component: mitochondrion. The record is from RefSeq and is a predicted model, not a curated record.
GGGACGCUUUGUACCCGCCCCUUGACUUCCUCCUGUCGGUUACGCGGGACAGUCAGUCCCAGUGGCGGCGACCUUGGCGGCAGCGAUGAUGGCUUCUCGCAGUCUUCGCAACCUGCUGAUGAGGCGACUCACAGUACCCAUCCAACAGGGCCUCAACGUUGACCUUCGCCCCAUGAGCUCUGCUGCACAAGAGCAGGCCUCCAGAGAAGCCCCCUGCAAAGCCUCGGACCACAGCUAUGAGUCCCUUCUGGUGACAGCUGCCCAGAAGCACAUUCUCCAUGUGCAGCUAAACCGACCAGACAAGAGGAAUGCCAUGAACAAGGCCUUCUGGAGAGAGAUGGUGGAAUGCUUCAACAAGAUAGCUCAAGACUCCGACUGCCGGGCGGUUGUGAUCUCUGGUGCAGGAAAGAUGUUCACUUCAGGUAUUGACCUCAUGGACGUGGCUUCAAACCUGCUGCAGCCGGAAGGGGACGAUGUGGCCCGCAUCAGCUGGUACCUGCGUGACCUCAUCAGCAGAUACCAGGAAACCUUCAGUGUCAUCGAGAAGUGUCCCAAGCCGGUGAUCGCGGCCGUCCACGGGGGCUGCAUCGGAGCAGGUGUGGACCUCAUCACCGCCUGCGACAUUCGCUACUGUGCCCAGGACGCAGUCUUCCAGGUGAAGGAGGUGGACGUGGGCUUGGCUGCCGAUGUGGGGACACUGCAGCGGCUGCCCAAGAUCAUCGGGAACCAGAGCCUGGUCAACGAACUGGCCUUCACCGCCCGCAGGAUGAUGGCGGACGAGGCCCUGAGCAGUGGGCUGGUCAGCCGCGUGUUCCCGGACAAGGAGCUCCUGCUGGACGCAACCUUUGCCCUGGCGGCCGAGAUUGCCAGCAAGAGCCCGGUGGCCGUGCAGAGCACGAAGAUCAACCUGCUGUACUCGCGGGACCGUCCCGUGUCCGAGGGCCUCAACUACAUGGCGACCUGGAACAUGAGCAUGCUGCAGACCCAGGACAUCAUCAAGGCCGUCCAGGCCAUGAUGGAGAAGAAGGACGCCAAGAGCGUCACCUUCUCCAAGCUCUGAGCCCUCACGUCCCGGCCUGGAGUCCCCUGGGGUCCGGCCUCCCCCGAGUGGUGCCUGCUUCCUUAUGUGCAGAGGGGGCUGUGGAGCGCGUCCUGCUGACCUCAGCCUGACUUCCUGACACCGAUUUCAAGUCGGGACUUUAUCUUUGUUCAAUAAAGCGUUAUCAAGAA